Molecule: messenger RNA, 1657 nt
Organism: Dioscorea cayenensis subsp. rotundata (Guinea yam)
Lineage: Eukaryota; Viridiplantae; Streptophyta; Magnoliopsida; Dioscoreales; Dioscoreaceae
Product: F-box/kelch-repeat protein SKIP6-like
Exons: 3
Molecular function (GO): protein binding
Source: RefSeq, a predicted model, not a curated record
AAAUCUGAGAAAUCAAACAUCGUCCAAACUGAGUUUUGUUUAUAUUUAUGCAGGAGUUUCAAUUUCAACAAUAAAUUCGGUUAUCAUAAUGAUCAUACGCGCUACCAUUGCGCCACGGAUCCAGCUUUUAGCAAAGCCAAAAAACUUAAUACAAAACAAAUGGGUUCUACCAUAAUUAAUAUGAUUCACAAAUUUCAACUCCAGCGCAACAUAGUUACGCCGGUGAACGGUGAACCUAUGGCCUUCUCCGCCUUACCCCCUCUCGUCCCCUUCCUCCCCGACGAAAUCUCCAUCCAAAUCCUCGCACGCCUCUCUCGAUCCUCCCACACGACCCUAUCCCUCGUCUCCCGAUCAUGGUGCUCCAUCCUUCGCUCCCAGCUCCUCGUCGCCCUCCGAUCCUCUCUCCAUCUCUCCUCUCCUCUUCUCCUUCUCAAUGUCCGCACCCCCUCCGGUUCCUCCCUCUGGUUCCCCGUUGAUCCCCUUCCCAACCCCAACCCUAAUCUCAACCCCUCCCUCCCCUCCCUUCCUGUCUCCGGUGCCGCCACCGCGACCCUUGGCCAUGAACUCUACCUCCUCGGUGGUUCCCUCAAUGGUAUCCCCUCCGCCGUUGUCCAGAUCUUCGAUGCUGCUUCCCGUAGAUGGUCCCUCGGGCCCCGGAUGUCCACUGGCCGGGAGUUUUCCGCCGCCGCAGCGCUCAAUGGCCGGAUCUAUGCCGCGGGUGGCUGCACCCCAUCAGCUAGCACCUGGGCUGAGGUGUUGCAUCCCGGCGGUGGUGGGUGGGAUAUGGUGCCCAGCCCGUCGGAAGUGCGAGAAAGGUGGAUGCACGGGUGCGCCGUCAUCGGUGGGAGGAUCCUCGUGGUGGUGGAUCGUGGAGGAGUAGUGUUCGACGCGGAAGCGGGCAAGUGGGGACCGGUGCCGAAGAAGCUGGAUCUCGGGUGGCGGGGGAGGGCGGCGGUGGUCGAAGGUCUUCUGUUCACCUAUGAUUAUCUGGGCAAGAUCAGGGGUUACGAUCUCGAGGCGGAUCAGUGGCUGACAGUUGGAGGGGUGGAGAAAGGGCUGCCGAGGUUCCUGCACGGGGCUACGUUGGCGAAUUAUGGUGGUUUGCUGUGCUUGGUUUGGGAGAGCAGAGCCCAGAGGAAGGAUAUGGAGAUCAUGUGUGCCGGGAUGAGGAUAUCCAGAACGGAGGCAAAGGGAUUGGUGGGAGAGAUCUUGUGGAAGGAGAAGCUUGUUUUGGGUGUGCCCAAGAGAUCUUACAUUGCGCAUUGUGUGACUGUGGACUUGUAGUGCAUUGAGGAUUGGAGGAUUCUGUUCCGAGACAGUCUGCAAUGCUGUUCAAAUUUCAUCAGAAAGUAUAGACUCUCCAUCCUUAUUAAGAAGCUUCAGUCUUCACGUGGUAGCCUGUUACAUGGUGGCCAUUCCUUUGCUCAAAAUCAUGCCUAUUUGUGAUGGGAACAUUCAGUGAAGAUCGCUGAUGCUUCAGACAGUUUACUAGAUAGGUUGUGACAUUAUGAUUAUGAUUUUGGCCAAGAUCCAAAAUAUGUCUCCCUUCACUCAUUCUCCUUACCGUCUGAAACAAUACAGUAUAUAAUUGCAACAGUUGGUUUUUGCUGAAUAAAGUUUGCAGCAGAGGUUGUCUUACUAAGCAUGAAGUAUUCGG